CUGAGCUCGCGCAUUCCUUCGGAAAACUUUCUUCGGUCAGCCACUGCUUGAAGUAGCCCGGCAAGCUGAAGCUACUAGCGCCGCAGGCUGGAGUUUGCCCAAGGGUUCGUUCGUAAGGGUUUCUGCCGCCUGAAGACCCUCGCCUCCAGCACCGGCGCACCUCGUCGUCGGCACUACCUGCGACGAUCCUGUGGUGAGGGGACGAGUUGAAGCAGGUCGCCUCUGCGCGAAACAGCACAGAGAAAGGCCGGGCUUACUUUCACGUCGCGUGUGCGCACGUGUGUGUGUGUGUGUGUGUGCAGAGGAAGCAAACUGAUUGACUCAGUAACCGGCAGGAAAAUGCUGCAGAGCGCCGAUUCCUCUACGUCCUUGUCGGGCCUGCCCAUCGCCAUUCCCCUGGACAGACGACGGCCCUGCUGCAUCGUGAUCGCCUCCUGCAUCGUCGUCUUCAGCCUGCUGCACAGCAUCAGCACCAACUUCUCCAACCUCUUCGCCCUCAUACCCUCGCGCACCAUAUACGGCGCCACCGUGGGCACACUCACCGUGCCCUUCGUGUGGAACAUCGUGACGUUCAAUCUGUUCGAGACGCACCCGCUUAAGGCGCUCAUCACGGGGCCGGCGUUCUUCCUUCUGGGUCGGCCGAUGGAGGAGCACUGGGGGUCGAGGGAGUUCAUGCGGUUCCUCGCCUUCAGUGGGGUCAUCAACGGGGUCGCUGUCUUCAUCUACAAAGUCUUCCACUGGUGGGUUUAUUUAUUUGCGUGUGUGGGGGGGAUUGCGCUGUGUGUCUGUACGUGUUGUGUCUGUCAUCCGCUAGGUACGCCACUCUGUCCGAGACCGACUUCUUCCAGCCCUUAUGCAGUGCGUGCGGUCUGCUUGCGGCGCUGACCGUGGGCAUCAAGCAGGCGAUGCCGAUGGAUGAAGUGCGCGCCUUCGGCCAGGCUAUUCCCCACUUGAAGGGCCGCACCCUGCCCUUCAUCUACCUCACUAUCGGGUGCAUCGGCCUGCUAUUGGGGUUCGUCACGGGCGUCGAGUUCGUCCUCUGCUCCGUCGGCAUCUUCAACGGGUACCCACACGCCUUUGCCUCCCCUUGCCCCUCUCUCAAUAAACAUGUGCUGUUUGCCCUUUUCUCUAUGUGUUGCAGGUGGUUGUUUCUGCGUCAUUACUUGUACUUCGAGCUGACGCAGGCGUACGGCGACCACUCGGUGGACUUUGAGCUGGCCACUCUGUUCCCGCAGCCCCUGCGGCCGGCGGUGGCGUUUGUGGCGUCGCUGGUGCACCAGGCCUUCCAGGCGUGCGGCCUCUUCAAGACGCGACGCGACAACGUGCCGCCCAAGAGCUACUACCUCAACGCGCCCAGAGGUCAGGCAGUGAAUAAAUAGAUGGAGAGACAGACAGGUGUGUGAGUGGGUGCACAUCUAUGUGUGUGUGUGUACCUUAACAGUGACACUGACGCCCGAGCAGGCGACGGUCGACCGAUGGAGAAACAAGGGCAAGCAGGUAAGGCACACAUGGAUGGAUGGAUGGAUGGAUGGAUAGCGAGGGAUGGCUGGAUCACACUCUCUGCGAGCUGAUUGGUUGUGUGUAUGCGCAUGUAUCAGUUCCUCGAUAAGUACAUCAGUGGUGGGCAGGGACUUCCCGCGAGGUACAAGUAUCCUCAGCGGACCGCCGCCAUGGCAGAGGAGGACCUCGAGAGGGACGGCAGCAAGGCGGCAGCGCCGCCCACACCACUCAUAUGACUCACUCGGUCCGAGUGAAUGAUGGCCAGCUGCAGACCAAUCGUCCUUGCCUGCCUGCCUGCCUCUCUUGUACAGUCAUCCUAGCCGUAGGGAGGUAGCACUUUGUUCGUUGACGGCAGAGAGCCGUUGUGUCUACGUGGGCGUGAUUGUGACUGUUUUUCUGUGUUGUAUGUGCGCAUGUAUGUGUGACGGAAGACACCUUCAGACGUGACCUGUGUGCCUUUGCAUUGGGUGCGCUGUCUGAGUGCCUUCAAUUAAAUGCCCUGCCUUCACGGUUGAGCACCCUAGUCACCCUGCGUGACACGUCCUGGGGGCUCAUCUUGGGGGCGUCUGAGCCGCGUCUCAGUCUCUCCGCAGGUGUCGCCAACGUCCCGUGUCCACAAGGUGCAGCUCGUCGCCCUUGUGCCCCUCCUGCUGUGUGCCGGCACCUCAGCCGCUGCGGCAUCCGCCAAGGCCCUUCGCCGCCAUGGCUCAUUCCUCUCCCACACCGUCUCCACCAACGCCACUGCAUUCGAGCACCAACGAGCCGGCGGCAAGGCCAUGCGCGUCCGCACCUACACGAAAAAGCGAUAUGGUCGGUCUUACCCGCAAGGAAUAGCCGCGGCGCGUUUUCUCAUGCGACACACACUCUCUCUCUCUCUCACUCUGUGUGCCUGUGUGUGUGCAGGGCCCCUCCGCAUUCAUUCCCGCUCCGGAGACAUGCUGGGUGCGCUGCUGCGCGUCAACGAGCACUACGGCAACGACCAGAACAUCGGCCGAUACCGCAGCGCGUCCAAGACACUCAGACUCGUCGACAGAUAUCUCCGCGGCCUCACCCGCAACAACGGCCCCCUGAGCGGGGACCAGUUCUGCUUCGAGGUGCACCCCCACCACUCAAUCAAAGGCGGGGACCAGAUCGGCUUCCCCAAGAAGGACUGCUACUACUACAACGCGCUGGGUUCCGACGGGGAGAGACACGGCACCGUGAGCAUCAAUUAGAGCACACGCAGGACUCUGUCUUCCUUCGUGUCAAUCAUGGGAAUCUGUCAAUGCAGAUGGCGUGUUACCACCCUGAUACGCUGCAGUUCCGCCACUCGAUCAACCGGGGCUGCAGCAUCCGCCGCAUGAAUGCCAAAGAGUCGCUGUUGACUGACAAGGCAGCCAAGGCCGCGUUGGGUCGGCGCUACCGCCGCAAGUCUUCGCAGACGUGGGAGGAGCAGAUGCACGAGCUGCCCGGCAUCUUCUCGCCCAAAUAUGAAGAUGAGAUGUUCAACCUGUCAGUCAGCACGACACACACACGACAGGACAGGACAGAACAGAACAGACCAGGCAGACGGCCCUCCAAGCCCGCCUGAUGGCCUGUGUGUGUGUCUGUUAGGUACAUGGAUGACUUUGACAUUGUGAGCAAGGUUGUGGGCGCGGAGGGCGACCAGCAGGAGGAGUAUCUCAAGUGCCAGCUUUACGUCAGGAACAGGACAGGACGGCCGUGUCUCUCUCAUUUGUAGUGCCAUCCAUUCACCCGUUCGUUUCCAUGUGGCUUAUGCCCGCAGGUUGUGAUUGACUUCCCCGAGCUGGGCAUCACCAAGGAGGAGCUGGGAUUCUUCGUCUCCCACUUCAUGCAGUUCUCCAUACACAGCAACGCUCUGGUAGUAAUGGGUGCAAUUGAGAUGCACACUUCUCUCUCGCGUUUUGUGCUUAUGCUGUUGCAGUGCCCCGAUGGCCUGCAUAGUGUGUAGACAACCUCCUCUGCACACACUGAUGGGGUGGGUGCGAACAUCUGUGUCUUUCUUGCGUGUGUGAGCAGCGACAGAUUUCAGCUCCCUCCCCGUCAAGGAGCCUCCCGCCCCGUUCAUCCCGCCUCCCGCCGACCCCGAUUCAAUCGGUUCCGGACCUCUCUUCAUCGACCCCCUAUUCGGAGACGCCCAAUCCCUUAUCGAAGGUCAGACAUAAAGGAAGAGACCGCUGCACCCUCGUAUCAUCGCUGUGUGGGCGAAUGAAGGCGCUAUUGACGAGAAGGCAUUUGCGCUAGAUGCGUACAAGGCCCAGGUUGAGCAGCUGCUGCAGCCGGUGAACGCUGUGGAAGAUCUGCUCAGGGAGCAGCAGGACAAGGACGGCCCCCUUGGCAUCCUUGCCGGUGAUAAUUACUGUGUGGAUGUGCUCCCCGGCCUCCCCUGGGACGACCGCGUCUUCAUCAAGAAGGACCACUGCUACCGCACACCAAACGAAUUCGUCAGAGAGAGAGAGAGAGAGAGAGGGAGACGUGCCGGGACAAUAGAGAGAGCCACACGUCUCUCUAGCUGUGUCUAUUCGAUUGUGUGUAGAUUCUGUGCAAUGCCAUGGACGGAGAAGAUCGCGGCCAGAUCAGCUGUAAAAUCCGACACGAAAACGAAGUGGGCCAGAUAUUCAUGACAUCCAUCUAUCCGCCGACUCGACGGAUCCUGUGCGUCACUCCCUGUGUGUUUAGGAGCCGUUCAGCGGCCACAUCAAAGAUGUCAAGGCGCACUACGGUUCGCUGCACUACCCGCAGCACAUGAUCAACGACGACAAGUUCGGCCUGCGCUUCGACGUCUUCAUCGACCGGCACGGGCAGAUCCCCUCGUGGUUCAUCCCCACCUGCCGCUACCACCUACACCUCAAACUCUACCACAAGAGCUUCAAGGGCACAGGACGGGUCGACCUCCAGUGUACGUGACUUGUAUCCGUCUCUCUCUCUGUGCGUGUAUGUAUCUCUCCCUCUCUCUCUCUCUGUGUGUGUGUGUGUGUCUGUGUCUGUGUCUGUGUGCGUGUGUGUGUGUAGGGGUGGGCCACAGCGACUACCUCUGCCCGUCAACCCCCCAGUCCCCGCCUGACUUCGCGUCGAUGGAAUACCACACGAGCGAGGAGGAGACACAGCCCAAGGAGGAGCCCAACCCGUUGCUCAAGGCCAAUGAUGUUCUCAACCAGAUCGACGCUGAGGACGGGCCCAAGCCCCCACCCAGUGCUGGAGAAUCCGCAGCAGCAGAAGGUACCUGAGACAUGAGCUCGUUUCGUAAGGAGAGCGAAUGUAUGUGUGUACCUUUCUCUUGUUCAUUCAGCGCCCGCUGCUCCCGAGACACAGCCCAUUGCUCCUGCUCCCGAGGUCUCCGAGCCACAGCCCAUCGAAGAACUCCCAAAGAAGGAGGAGCUUACCGGGGGAGAGGCGAUUGAGGCUGGCACUGAGGCAUAGAUCACCGAUGAACGCCAGUAGACGAAGCCAUCAACGAUCCAAAGACACACACUCACAACGAUCCAUUCCUUGAGUUUUGUUUGCAUGAGAGUGGACAUCCUUGCAUGAGGAACGCUUGAUUGACGUGAACAGUGAGUAUGGACGCAAUUGGUAAGCAACAGAGUGACUGAUGAAGGAUGAGAAG
Messenger RNA from Vitrella brassicaformis, 5104 nucleotides. The record is from the annotation of a GenBank genome assembly. Lineage: Eukaryota; Vitrellaceae.